GGCGUUAGCCCUUUGUCAGAGCAAAUUGCCUUUUAACAGCUGUUGACACAUCGAUUAUACACCACGAUUUCUGUUUUUCUGCAACUACAACUGAUCUGUCUCUAUAUGAAUUAUUUAAGUUGUUUCCCCGCUGACCACUCGUAUUUCGCCCUUUUUCCCCUCCACCGCUCGUCGCUCGUGAUGUAGAAACUCCCGAAAAUUACUGGGGAAAAUGUCGGGUAAAACAUCUCAAAGAGCUCUUUCAGCAGCUAUAUCCCAGGGAAUUUUAGGCUCUCCGUCUCUUACUUAUGAACCAGGAAAGCCCAAGCAUGCAGGUCUGUUUUACGAUCUCGAUGAAUUCGAAUCUGGACUCGACAGGGCAGAAGAAGCUUUUGGUAAAGGUAAACAACUCAUCGAUCGAUUUCCUGUGUAGAAUGUCAUUAGUUCAGGGGUCUUGGGGUCGCCAAGACGGAAUUGAUCCCGAAAAAUGUUUCAUAAAUUCCGCAAAUCGUACCAUUUCAUCCCCAAAAUCCGCUUAAUGACAGUCAGAUAAGUAAAAUAUGGAAUGACACUCGCUCGCUCGCUCGCUCGAUUGGUCGAUUCCUGUAAACUUUUUUUUCGAUUUUAAGCUUUUGAUAGUUUGUGGCGAGUAAUAAACAAACGAAAUGGCGACCUUUGUUGCCAAGAAUAGUGGUGGGGUGAAAAGUUUCCACAAGCGGCGCUAGCGACCGGCAGGCGUGUGAGGAUUCACACUGAAAUAAGAGAACAACCUUCGUUUUUCAUAAAAUUGUAAUUUACAAUCCUUGAACUUUGAAAACAAUCCGAAGAUUUGUUAAAGAUAUCACUUACUCCGAAGCGCUCGGAGUUUACAGGUGUUCAAAAGCUUUUUCUGUUGUGGCGUGAGAUUGGGACAAAGUCGAUCAUUACAUUUCGUAUCGUGUGCUUUUUUCUGUGAGAAGCAACAAAAAGUGCCAGCGACUGACGAAAUUACAGGUUAAGACGAAAAUCAAACACUUAAACAAAUAAUUUUGGCUACCGAUUUUCAGUGAAUUUUUAAAGAACAAUUCUCUUUCAAGUUUCAAGACAAUUUGAAGAUUCAAAAUAAAUAUUACGUACUAAAAUGCGAAAGUUAUACAAUACAAAAUUGAUUAAUAGGCCUGAAAUGAAAUUCUAUCUUGUUCUUGAUUAUACGUUGCCUAGCUCGUGACCAAAAUCUACCCAGGUGGACAUCCAAAAUGACGGUGGCAGUCUGGGCUUAGUUAUGUCACUCAAAACUCACUCCCGUUUGUCUCAUUUGAUAAAAAGGGAAUCAGUAAUCUUUUCAUUAAGACAGUAUUGCCUUGAUCUUCCAAUAUUUACAAUGACAGACAGUAAAUUUCACUUUUCACCCACAUUCACUUCCAAUCUUUUCUUUUAAACCAGAAAAAAAAAUGAUAUAUUAUUGAUUUCUUUUACAUACUCUUCUCUUUGUGCUUACUAUUCUUUCUCUGUGGUGCUGAUGCGGAGAAUUUGCUGAACUAUCAAGAGUUUCUUUAGUUGGCAAUGGUUUCCUUUAUUCUGUUGACCUUAAUGUUUGAUACUGUGGUGAUAUUGUCCAAAGAAAUAAGUCACUCAUAGUAGUAAGAAAUUUAAAUUGUGGCUUUUUCCUUUCAUGGAUGAGCUAAAGGUUACUAAUUUUUUUAAUGUCUCUUUCACAGAUGUUCUCCAUGCAAUUGCUGUAAAAGCCAAUCCUGUUUCAGCUAUGCUAAAGAUUAUUCUUAAAAAGGCAUGUAACUAAAAUUUGCUCUUCAAUUUCAUCCUCAUAAAACAUUACUCCAAUGAAGUAAGUUCAUUUAGGGGUGUAGCUUGGAAAGGGGGGGGGAGGAAUUGGCUUCCCAUAAUUCUCCCUUUGAGGAGAAAAAAAUUUUAAUUGGGGUGGUGAAGACAUGUCAAUCUGAAGAAGCUGUAUUACAUAUUAAGAUCUUUUUCAAAUCUAGAAACCCAAUUUGUUGUUCCUCCUUGCCAUAUGAAUACGAACCUGCUUACAUUCAAGGACAAGCAGUGCUAAAACUAAAUCAUGUAAGAUGUGCAGAAAUUGUUAACAACAUACCCCCCUUUCAACAAUUUUUUUAUCUUUUGCACCCAGUGACUACUCUGAACCCUCUAUGACCCAACCUCAGCUGUGGAUAUUCCCCAUACUGUUCUCUGUACAUUUCUCUCUCUACUGACAGAAGAAUUUGUCCAUCAAUCAAUAGUUGUGUUUGAGUUGUUGGUCAUUUCCCUUAUUCUAGUGACCCUAAGCAUUUACGCCCUAAAUUCAGUAUGCAUAUUCUCCAUACUGUUCUGCAAAUUCCUAAGGAACUGACAAGGAGAAUUUGAUUUACAAUCAAGAACUUCUUCAGCUGUUGAUCAUUUACUUCACUCUCGUGACCUUACUGUUUGAUUCAUAGGUGAUAUUUAAGGGAGAAAUUAGAUCUCAGAUAAGAGUGACAAAAGGGUUCAUUUUUUAUUUAGUAUUCAUACUGUAAAGAGAAGUUUGAUGUUAAUCAUUCUUGGAGGUUGUGUUAAUGUAUACACCCCUAGAAUACCAGAAGCCAAUUUGUGUUAUCAUUUAUCUAGGGUCAUGGUCUUGAGUGUGCUUCAAUCACGGAAGUGCUACACGGCAUGGAUCUUGGAUUUCCACCUGAGAAAAUUGUGUUUGACUCACCUGUGAAAACAGAGCCAGAAUUGAGUAUGACUACUAUUGAAUAUUAUCUGAAAGACUGA
Pocillopora meandrina is the source of this 2724-nucleotide messenger RNA. The record is from the annotation of a GenBank genome assembly. Lineage: Eukaryota; Metazoa; Cnidaria; Anthozoa; Scleractinia; Pocilloporidae.